Messenger RNA from Leopardus geoffroyi (Geoffroy's cat), 10363 nucleotides. RefSeq names its product nascent polypeptide-associated complex subunit alpha, muscle-specific form-like. The coding region runs from base 3442 to 4398 and encodes 318 amino acids. Lineage: Eukaryota; Metazoa; Chordata; Mammalia; Carnivora; Felidae. The transcript has 2 exons. The record is from RefSeq and is a predicted model, not a curated record.
UUGGAGCUGCAAGAAGGAAAGGAGGGGAAUGAACGCGGGCUGCAGACGCCGUGAUGGGUGGGGGAUGGGGCGGGCUGUGGCCAGGACGCCCUCGCAAAAUAAACAGCGUCCCGAGUCCCCGUGCGUCUCCGCCUGGUUCUCCCACCCAAUUAAGAGGAGGGUGUGAGUCACCGUCUCCAGAAAGCUGCAGCUGGUUCUAAUACUGAGAACACUGUUUUGCUUGGAAUCCCCCCCAGCACUAAUGUGCUAUAAAAAUCCAUUUGCAAACUGCAGUAGAAGCUUUGGACCCAAGGGCCCGCGGAUUUGUAGCAAUCAAAGCGAAAAUUUUAACUUGGAUGUACAACCGCCUUCCUCCUGCUACCGACGCCCUAUCUGAUAAACGUCUGCACGUUCGGUGAACUCGAACACGCACCGAGGUGGCGCGGAGAUGUCCGGAAACCCCGAGAGAAACGGUCCGCGACUACACGGCGGGGGGAAGCCUCCGACGUGCGGGGAGAACGCACCCACCCAGGCGGCUCCGUGGGGCAGCCGCCUCGGAGCCACAGGCCACCCCGGCCACGCAGCUGGGGUACGGCUCUGGGCCCUCCCGUCCCCCCGCGCCGGGAAGCAGGGCCGUGAGGCAGACAGCAGGACAGCGGCCCGUCCUCUCUGCCAGACCCGGGCCAGACGGCGCGAGCGGCUCCGGCUUCCAAAACGGGGCGGGUGUGCUGUGGGUUUUCGCGGGACCCGCUCCGUCCUCCCACCUUCCCGCAUCUCCUGCCCCCGCGUGCUCCCAGGGCCCCGCCUCCUCGCCUGUUCCCCAGAGCCGGCUCACGGCGCACCUGGUGCCGCGACGGUCACCCACGCAGCCGAAGGUCUCCUGGGUGAGGGGCUGUCUCGAGACCCUCCCACCCACCCUCCCCUCUCUUCCUAGGAGACGGACGCGUGAGGGAUGCGUGGCGGUGGGGUGCGUGGCGGUGGGGUCCGCCGCACUGGGGGAACCAGCCUGUGGGCUGCGUGGCCCCGGCCUCGGCCCUCACUAGAGCACGUCUGCGCCCCAAGACCUGCCGGCCGCCGUGGACAGCUGGGCCACGUCUUACGCAGCAGUGCCUACGAGGCACGGCCCUGAGGUGGUGACCAGCUCCAUCUAAUCUGCGUUCGAAGGCGGUGCCCGCGCUACGUGACCGGCAGGUUCCUGGGUGUCUAGUUCCCCUCAGAGGCGCCAAGUCCUGGCGCUCGGCUCCCGGGGCUCGCCACGGGAUCGCUCUCUUUUGCUUUGCGUUUUUGGGGGCAGGAGGGCCGGACAGAGAGCAACAGAGCGAGGGGUGGCGUUCACACCGGGCACCAUGGGGGCGCCGGGCAGGUGUGCGUCAGCCGCGUGUCCCCAAGGGCCGCUACACGUGCACCGCUCUUGCACUCUUGCCGGGUGAGCGCACUCUCUUCCGCGGGACCCGGGGGGCAGGGCUCUGGUUGCGGGCGAGUCCCAGCACGGGGGCGUCCAGAGAAAAGCGCAGUUGGCCGCAGGAGGGACCCAGGAAGAGCAGCUCUUCUCGGGGUGGCAUUUUAGCGCUGCGUGUCCAUCACACGUGCUCUGGGCCACCGUCACGGGUCUCUGGGAGGAGCCAGGACCCGCGAGGGCCUGGGUGUGCGUGUGGAAGAGUGGGCCUUGCUCCUCACGGGGGCCACAGUGACCUCGGGCCCCUGGCCCAGGAGCCCCCGGCUGGCCCCACCUGAGGCGCAGUGCGUCCCUAGGCUCGAGCGUCCGUGCGCGUGCGUGGGAACAGUGGCCGUGUCGGGUGGCCCCUCAGAAGCCCUCGCGCCCCUGGGGGCUCUCUGUUAACUUCCGUCCACCCAGCAGUGGCCACCACUGACUCUGGAGCUGCCGUGGCUGGGGUUUCUGCCAUCGAGCCCCCCCCCCCCAGCCCCCAGCCGCGGGGCCUCCGGCUCGGCAGCCCGCCUCUGGGGAGAGGCUGUGCCGUGCGGCGCAGCCUGACGCGGCCUCCCCAAGGUGGGGCGGGGAGCUGGACCUCCAGCUGCCCCGCGGUUAACAGGGCACAGUGCUGGGCCCCCGCUCACGUCACACCCAAAGUGCCGGGUGACAGGGGACGCGGCCUGCAGGGUGACAGUGUUCCCAGGCAGGACCGCCCCGGCCUGCUUCCCGCACACUGUGAAUCCGGAACGGCCCAGGCGACAGGCCCAGAGAGGCAGACAGGCCUUCACCUUCUGGCGGGGCCCCAGGAACUCGGUCCAGCGGCGACAUGCCGGCGAACGGAACAGCGGAGGUUAAAUUCCGAAUUCGCUGGGUAGCUUUCAAGUUCCUGAUCUUGAGAACACGUACAUGUCUGGCGGAUUAAAUGAAACCCUACUGGGACUCUGUCUUCACUGCACUGGAUUUCCAGCCAGGCACGGGGCCCACUCGUCUCUCCCGCGAGGUGUCCCCUGAGCUCUUUAAAAACUCCUAUCCCGUCUGCACUGAGCCUCAGAACCGCACAGGCAAACCAGCUGCCGGGAAAGGCCGGCCAGCGCGACUCAGCCGCCACGUAGGGAUGGGGCUCGGUGCGAGCGACCAGAACCGGGGACCCCGGGAGGCUGGUCAGAGGCCCGGCAGCCGCCCUCGGCGGGCAGGGGCGAGCUGGGGUCCGCUGGCUCGUGCAUGCUGUUUAUGACCUGUUUAAGGCCUCCCGGUGGCACCGGCAUUAACUCCCGUGUCACUGGGCUCCCCAGGACCUUCCGGAAAAGCUUUCGCAGCGUGGGGCCUGCCCCACAGGACACGGGUCACCGUCCAAUGGUGUGGGGGGGGGGGGGCAGUGGAGAGUCGUGGCAGGACCGACGCCAUGGGGCUGGACCACACCCCGUCCAGCCGGCCUGGCCCCCACGGGCUCCUCGGUACUGCGGUGCCGGGUGCCCACGUCCCUCCUGUGUUUGCAGCCGAGACCCCACCAACCCCAUGAGGUGGGCCUGACCUCUGCCUAAAGCCCCUGGACAGACUCCCUCAGGGAACAAACUGACACAGUGGCCCCCCUGUGCUCGAGGGACCACGGGUGACAGAGGAGCCACCAAGAGAGAGACCCCGGGGCUCAGGGCCGGGGGGUGGGAGCCACAGGAGGACAGGCCCGACCACAGGCGAAGGGCAGCAGACACAGGGGCGGAUGUGCUCUGGGAACCAGGCCCGGGGACGCGGGACAUCCACGCAGCAGCCACGGUUCCCGCCGUCCCCGUGGCACCUUCAGGGGCUCCAAGCAUGAACAUCCGGCGUCUAAAUCACACUUCUCGUGUUGGAUUUCAAAGCAAACGCGUGUCCUCGCUGUAAAUCAGAGCAAGACGCCGCCUCCUGUUUCCUAUUAGCGAGGGAAGAAAGGGGCCGCGUCCUGCGCGGGGCCCUGGGCGGUGCGGAAAGCGCUGGGGGGCCGCGGCCACGGCCGAAAGCAGCUUCCUUCCAGACCUGGCGCUUGGUGUGACGCCAUGUCUGGUUCCUUCCCGCCGUCCACCUCGCUGGCCUGGGCGGGGGGCCGGGACAGGAGGCGAGUUUAUAAUCCAGAUUCAUUACAGCAAACGUGCGAGAGAUUAGCGUUAAUCUCGAAGGCGGCCGCCGCUCACAAAGCCUGUUCUCAUGGAAGAGGUGGGGUGCCGCCCCGGCCGUGCUGGCGUUCACACCCCGAGCGCAGGGACCGCGUUCUGCGGAGGAGAGAGCAGACGUCCCCUCAACCCCCUGAAGCCGGGCACCCCGUGCCCCGGCAAAGGGCGGCUGUCUCAGCCCCGAACAGGACCUCUGGUCCCCAGGCUGCAGCGCCUUCUCUCCUGGGCCGUGUGGCAGGCAUGCCUCUCCGCAAGGACCCCGCUCCACCCACAGCCCCUGCAAUGGCCAUCUGUGGGCCAAAGACCAUUCCAGAACAUCCUGGCCUGGCUCGAAGAAACCCCAUGUCUGGCAAAUGGGCCCGACACCCCCCCCCCCCCACACACACACAGCAGCGGCUUCCUGUUCCUGUGGGCAGAGCAGGGCCCUCCUCAGAGCCCCAGGUUAGGUCAGGUGGGGCUCAAGGCAGUGCCGGCCACCUCCCUCGAAUCACUCCAAGCAGAUUCCCUGCUGCUCGUCAGGUUCGGGUGCUUUGGGGCAUCCAAGCACAGGCCUCGUGGCCCACACGUGGUUCACACAUGGGCUGUGCUGUUGUGUCUCACACAGGAGAUCAAGCAGUGAGUGUGCGCCUUGCUCCGCAGGGUGGGACCCAGGGUGGACGCGUGGGUCCCCAGGUGUGGCCGCCCCAUCCCACCCCAUCCACCCCAUCCACGUGCCCCUCGGGCAGAGUGCACAGUGCACACACCCAGCCAGGCUCACGGUCUCCCCCGAGACGGCCAGACCUUCGGGUCAGCCACUCCCUGUCACCUAGGGAUUCCAUGCAGGUGCCAAAUGGCCGCCACUGACAAUUUCAGCAGGUGAUGUAGCAGGACCCAGCAGCAGGGUCGGGGCUUUGGCCCCCAGGCAGUCCCCGACCCCCAGGACCCCUCCCGGAUGGAGAGGGCAGUGGCCGGGACCAGCUCCCACAGCUGGCCCAGAGCAACGUGAUGGGACUCCCUCCAGAAAAUGCUCAGACCAUCCCGAGGCCUGUGAGCCAGUACGGACACAUGUGAUGGCCUCCCCCAAGCGGACAGGGGGACACGGUCCCCUCUUACACCAGACCAGCCGUCCCAAGUCUUCCCCAUGUCCUGCCCGUGAUCAGACACACCCUGUCCUCUUGCUGAAGAGCAAAGUCGAGCAAUUCAAUUUCGAGAUGCUGUUUGGGCCAACCCUCCGGCUCAGGGGCCCAAGAAGACAAAGGCGCUUCCCGUCUGUAAUGGAAACGUCGGGGGAACUCCCCACCCCCCCAUCAGCACCUCAGCUACCUGAAAGCAAAGCCGUUCUUCGAGUCCUGGGUCCCCAGACAUCAGCGAUCUCGUGGCCCCAGCACCUGACCCAGUACUCAGAUUCCGAUUAACGAAGCAGGACACAGGUUGUGAAAUGCUCUCCAGUCCCAAAGCUGGUGAACAGAAAGCACAAUUCCCGUCUGUGCCUUUCCUUUUAAAUAUUCCUCCCUAGAUGUGCGGCCUGCUGCACACACGGAAGGGGGGACGAGAGGCCCGCACCCCGGGGAGCACACACGGACGGGGGGCCUGAGUCCUGCAGUGACCCACGGGCUGCACAGUCACUGGCUAACCGCGUAACUCCUGUGGGCCUGCUUCCCUAUCCCCGGGACAGAGUCCCACCUACCCAGCAAACGGCAAGGGGGCCACAUGGGCAGUCCGCGUGGGGGGCUACUGGUGCGUGCCCCCCGUUUGCAAACCCCUGCCUCUGCUGGCACUGGGAGAAGUGGGGGUUCGCGAGUCAGGGCCCCACUCUUUGGCCUCGGAUAGGCCAGAGACACUGCAACUAACCACACUGUGUCCCCCAAACCCAUAGAUUGAAGGCCUGGCCUCGCCACAGCUGGUAUUUGGAGACGGCCCUUCAGGGGGCAACGAUGGCUGAACGAAGUCCGGGGAGCCCUGAUCCUACAGGGAAGAGAGAGACCUUCCUCUGCCGUGCGGGGACACGGCGAGAAGGUGACAUCUGCCGGCCACCUGCGGGCAGCCCUCCCCAGACGUGACCCACUGGCCCGGAGUCCCAGCCCCCAGAACCCCUUCAUCUGCAACGGCUCGUGCCAAGAUACCCCGGAUGCCGAAGCCACCACACGGUGCAGGGAGCCGCCCCCACCACCCCCUUCUCCCUGCACACGCACGCGUGCAAGUGACCCCGGCUGCGUCGGCCUGGAUCACUUCCCCAGGUACCCUGCACGGUUCUGGACAAAAGGGGUUUUGUUCUAAACCCUAGAGAACAAAGAUCAGAUUGUUUUCUGUUCGCUGCCUGACAUUAAAGCCCCAGUUUUACCGUCAGUAUAAACACCCACGAUGAUAACUUCAGGGCAUGACUUUUCCAAAUAACGAGAAAGGCAAAGUAGUAACCGCAGCCACCUGAAGGGCCCACCCCAAGGGGCAGGACGCACCAUUUCCACACCCGGAGCCCAGAGGGAAUGGGGCCUGGUCGGGGGCGGGGGGACCAGCGGGCCAGCUGACGCACACCGACCCGCGAGCCACGCGAUGACGGACACGGAGGGCAUUUCAACUCGGGACUCCACCCCGUCUUUUCCACACAGCUUAACCAGCAUCUACGCCAAACCUCCCAGAUUUCCAGCCAGGUAGGGUUCUCUGGGCUCACGGGGCUGUGGACGCUCCACGGAGCCAGGCAGCAACGGCCAUCCCGACCAGGUGGCAUCACACUGGUCCUGCGGGUGGGGACCGAGGCUGAGAGACGGGGCCGGAACCCCGUAUGGGGCACCAACCCCCAUCUCCUCUGGGUCCCCACCUGUGGGGAGCUGCCAACCAGUCACGCUGGAUCACACGCGCCACGAGAUGCAUCGAGCAUUUCCAUCCAGGAAUGGCCAAAACCGCCUUUAGAGGGAAUGAGAUCCACGGUCCUGCUGUUUGCCCCCAAGCAGCUGCACCCACGGCUGUGAUUCUGGGCAGGGCCCAGGGGGCUGCCUCCCCCACAGCUGGCGGGACCAGGCUCCCAGGGAUAGGACGCCCAUCCACAGCACGUGGUCCUUCUGUGUUUGGCGACCCGUGCCCCGCCCCCUCCGCUUGGUCCCUGUGGGCAGCACGGACUCUGUGAAGGAGCCUCGGGCACAGCCACCCCCACUCCCCGGCCCCCGGCGUCCCCCCAGACGCGCGCCCUGUGGAGUGGGUCUCCCGUUUCCCAAGCAGGCCAGACUCGUGCUCGUUCACACAGGUUCAGACCCAGGCGCCCCGUCCCACAGUCCACCCCUCAGUCUGUUGCAAGUUCAAAUCCUCUCCCUGUGGCCAGCACGUCAGGGUCUGUGUGCCGUCUGACCUGGUAGUCAAGGCGUCUGACUGGGGGGUGCCAGGCGCCUGGGAGGGAAACGCCUCUCCGCUUCUCCUUCGCCUGAGCCCUGCUCCUGACACCUGGGGGCCUCUCACGACCGAACCCGACACCCAACGGCAGGGCCAGCGACACGUGGACGAGCGCCGGUAGACGCGGCGUCCAGAAGGUGAUACGGGAAACUGAAUCUCGCCACGGAAGGAGGAAGCCGGCCUUCCCGAGCCUGGAGGAUGGCUCCCGAAUCCCUCUCCAGCUCCUCCCAGGCUGGUGGGGACGGUCCCCACCCGGGGCAUCCAGGGCCUGGCUCCUGCGGGCAAGGAAGACCCAGCUACACUGGACAGCCAGCUCCCCUCACCUCUACACGGCAGGCUGAAGAUGUGGAAGCAGAAAUCAGAACACCGGUCCCUCAGUCUCUGGCUGGAAUAGCAGGGGAGCCAGUAAACAUGGGGACCUAAUAAAAUCAGCCUCAUGCAGGUUGCGCGAGGCUCCGACGAGAAGCGACGGCAGAGUGUCCCGCACAAAGUGCUCACGGCCGUGUACCGUGCACUGGCCCCGCUCCCAACGUGCUCGCUCGGCGGUGUGGUUAUCACACGGCUCAGCUGACUCGGGAAGAACAUUCCACAAUGUCCGCGGGGACCAGCUGUGCCACUGACCACAGUGGGCCCGAAGCCGGGUGUCCUGGGGUCAUGGGACGGGCACCACUGACUUUGCUUUGCCUUGAGAAGGGAGUCCAGGGUGGGCAGGAGUCCCCAGAACGGACGCCCCCUCUGCCACCUGGGCCAACCUGACCCUCCGUACCCGUGGGUCAGAAACGUGGCAGUCUUCUCUGUUUGAGCCCCGAAGGUCUUCCGUGACAGGCAAAGCUCCGGCCGCACGCACACGGGGCUCGGGUGCGGUCUCAGCCCGGCGGACCCCGCUGUGGACGGUGGCGGGCUGCCCUGCCGGGCUCCGCCCCAGCUCCUAUCCGGUGGGGUGGGGACACUCGCCCAGCAGGGCCUAGGGGUCGAGGACCACGUGCUUAUGCCUCGCAGCCCUCUUCAGAAGAAGUGGGGGGCACGGUGCCCUAGGAAACUCGGCCUCCGCGAGCUCCGCAUGGACCAAGCCCACCUCCUUGUUACCCACAGGACGAGGGGACGUGGGGAGUGGGUGCCCCGGUGAGGCCUGGCCCAGAGGAGUCUGUCAGAGGGUGCCCUCCCACCGAGCCCUGGGGGCUGUGACAAGGGCCCCGGGGGCCCGAGGGGCUGUGAAGCUUCUCCCAGCUGAGUCACUACUAAGCAUCUUUAGGAUUUCGUGGAGGCAAUUACUUUGGGACCAAACUUGAACGCGAAGGACUCAGAAAAGCAACGAGGCCCAAAGCUCGCUGUGGAGCUUGCUGUGAAGACAAGGCCACUGGGCUGACGGGACUGGAAGCCGCUGUCCGUGGUUCCAUCUACAGACGGGGCCGCCCCCGGAGAGCUGGGUCUGCAGGUGGCCACAGGAGGGAGACCGCCCUGGCCCUCGGGCCCGCAGGCUGCUCGCGGCCGGCUCCUCCGGUCGGCAGCCUCGGCUCUGGGGACUCUCAUUUCCGGACCACACGAUGCAAACGGAACACAGAGAAUGCACUCCUGUCUGCACCGGCCGGGGCGGAGGCACAGCGUCCCUCCGCUCCCUAUCUCGUGGGGGCUACCAACUACCGUAACCGCGAGGUCCGUGGCGAGCGGGAGCUCCGCUCCCCCCGUGGUUCCUCCUCCAGCUGCUGACGUCGGGCCCACGGAGCCCCGGCCCCGCCACCUGGCUCCGAGCUCCCCCUACCCCGGUCCCAAGAGGGCUCUGUUAGAGGAGCUGCCCCAUGCCAAGUGGUCCCCGGCCGUGACCUUCUACUGUCUGUCGGUGGUGGACAGGCAGGGCCCAGGGCAGGGAGCUCUGGCUGCCUGGGACCUCCAACAAUGGUGUGUCCCCAAAGCCAUCCCCACUGAUCCUGGGGGAACUCCAGGACCCCUACCUGCUCAGCCACAGGCGACAGUGAGCAGGGGCCAGGAGCCAUCAUAGGCACCUUCUGGGAAACCGACUACAAACAUCUCAGACACAAAGACGCACUCUCCGAGACUCGAUAAUUCGUCACCGUUUAUUUCCUCAUCUUAAAGACAGACUGGCCUUGGUGUGUAAGUUUGAGGCCAUAAGCAGAAACGCUUAUUGCCUGAGCUCCUGCCCCCUCCCUGCCUGUCCCAGGCACUGGGGCAGCCGUCGGGCACAUGAGCCCGCAGAGUCACCGCUGACGUGGACACUCUUCUUCCCCUCGAUCUCAGGAGCCGCUGCCCACGGUUCAAGUCCUUCUCCACACCUAACACGAGCUGGCCCAACGGUGAGAGGUGCCCCCGCUCCCGGCAGAGUCCGCCCUGACGGCCCGCACAGCCCAGCCGGGGGCCCGACGCGCUCCUUGCAGGGGCUGCGGGAGGCACAGUUGACAGGAACGGUGACACACAAGGAACGAGGAAACCUCUCUGGCUCCGUGUGCUCUGCGGCGCCUUCCAGGAUCGCACCGGAUGUGCUCACGGCCGCCUUCAGGUGCUGCCCCGGGGCACGAGCGGCAGGUGCCACUCCGUCCCCCACCCCCACCCCCCGUCACACCCACGGCCAACACCCAGAGAGGGGCCCGCGCUCCAUCGCAGCCCGGCAGGCCCCGCGUGUGAUGCCUCGUGGCCUCUUCCAGGCCGACCGCUGGGAAUGACCCUGAGACCGGAGGCCCCGCAGACGCGUGUGGUGCAGACGGAAAGAGAGGAGGGCGUCAUCCCAGGGAGCCGCGGUCAACUCGCUUGCCGUCCGGCUGUCAGAAGGUCACCGGCGAGCUGAGCCCAGCAGCGGGGAAGGUGACCAGAGUACGCGUCCCCGAGCAACAAGGGCUCUGACCCCCUCACUUCCGUCACCUGCACCGCCAGGGGCCACACGGGGGCGGUGAGCGUCCCCACCUCUCUGCAUGAGGGUGGCCUCCCGGGGGCACUGUCCCUUGGGGUCACAUGUCUGAGAGCCCAUCCUGAGGACAACUGAGGCCACACCAUCACCUGUACCCACGGCUGAUUUUGACGGAAACCCUAGAGGAGCACUUGAUUUUACACAUUUGAACAUGAAAGUAAGUUUCUCGGGUGGAGUUUAAGAGGACUUACUUCCAAAGCCUCGCCCGUUUCAACAGCACAUUUAAUAACCUUGGAAAGAACCUGCCGUCGGAACGCACAGAGGCCGGGGCCCCACUGUGCUCGCCCUCGGACGGGAGCCCGCCCCAAACAGGCCGACGUCUUCCCGUCCGUGCGGCACGCCCCGUCCGCUACCAAGCUUUCGUCGACACAGCACAGCACGUAUCUUUGGGCUCAGAGUCGACAGUCGCGCUCCGUGAGGAUAUAUUGCACCUUAUUCCAAGAACAGAUAGGAUUCACCGAGUUGCAUGAAGCAGACCACAUAACCCAGGACGGGGUCGCAGACAAGAGAACAGACCAGACCGGCCUGGCG